This is a messenger RNA of Dromaius novaehollandiae (emu), 2326 nucleotides long. RefSeq names its product StAR related lipid transfer domain containing 7 (gene STARD7). NCBI's taxonomy places the organism in Eukaryota, Metazoa, Chordata, Aves, Casuariiformes, Dromaiidae. The coding region runs from base 49 to 1287 and encodes 412 amino acids. Gene Ontology annotation, molecular function: lipid binding. The transcript has 8 exons. The record is from RefSeq and is a predicted model, not a curated record.
GGAGGGGGCGGGGGGGCGGGGAGAGACCCGCGAGGGGAGGCGGCCGGCAUGUUGCAGCCGCGGCGGCCGCCCGCCGGCCUCGUCGCCAGCUGCGCCCGCGCCGCGCGCCUCGGCCCGCGCCCGCCCGCCGCCGCCGCCGCCCCCCCCGGUAGCGGCUCCGGCUCCGGCGGCGCGGCGGGGGGCGGCGCGGCGCGGCGCGGCCUGCUGGGCCUGCUGGCGCGGCAGUGCAGCUACGUGACGGGGCAGCGGGCGCGGCGGGCGCAGCAGGCCUGGCAGCGCGGCGGCGGCGGCGGCGGCGACGGAGCGGCGGAGCGGGCGCGGCGCGGGCUGUGGCGGGGGCUGCUCCGCGGCCGCUCCUCCUCCUCCUCCUCCGCCGCCGCCGCCGUCGCCGGCCGCCUCAUGGCGGCCCUCGCCGGUGUCUUCGUCUGGGACGGGCAGCGCAUCGAGGAGGAGGAGCUGCAGCGAUCUGCACAAGAGAUGAAGCACAUGGAGAACAUAUCCAGCCUCUUUCACGGCAGCACCCCAGACGACUAUCCGAGGCUAGAGUCCAAAUCGGAAAGAGAAGCGGUGUCCGCUUCGGGGGAGCAGCCCUGGGAGAUGAUCAUGGACAAGAAGCACUUCAAGCUCUGGAGGCGUCCCAUCAAGGGCACCCACUUGUAUCAGUACCGAGUAUUUGGAACAUACACAGAUGUGACUCCCAGGCAGUUCUUCAACGUCCAGCUGGACACUGAGUAUAGGAAGAAGUGGGACUCGCUGGUCAUCAAGUUGGAUGUCAUUGAGAGAGACCUGGCCACUGGUUCAGAAGUGAUUCACUGGGUAACUCACUUUCCGUACCCUAUGUACUCACGAGAUUACGUAUAUGUUCGGCGGUACAGCGUAGACAAAGAGAACAAUAUGAUGGUACUAGUGUCACGGGCAGUGGAGCACCCAAGCGUCCCAGAAGAUCCCGAGUACGUUCGGGUCAGAACCUACGAAUCUCAGAUGGUCAUCCGUCCGCACAAAACGUUUGAUGAGAACGGUUUCGACUACUUGCUGACAUACAGCGACAACCCACAAACCGUGUUCCCACGCUACUGCGUCAGCUGGAUGGUCUCGAGCGGCAUGCCGGACUUUCUGGAGAAGCUGCACACGGCCGCCCUGAAAGCCAAGAAGAUGGAGAUCGAAGUGCGGGACUAUAUGUCGGCCAAGCCCCUCGAAAGCGGCGGCGGCGAGGGGAAAGCGAGCGUCUCGAGCGCCGAGCACAAGAGCGAAGGCACCUGCAGCCCGGCCCAGCUGGAGUACGCCUGAGGGGCCCCCGCCGGUGCCGCGGCCCCCGCGCUUCGAGCCCCGGGGGUCGGCAGAAGGACCUGUGAUGUGCAGCCACUGGAGCUUAGUUUGGCUUUUUUCCCCCCCCCCUCGUCUCCAAAGCUCCGCUUCCUCCCGCCGGGUAGCCUGAGGAUGGGGGUGGCGGUCCUGCCCCCCGCGUGAUGCGUGUCCGUGGCCAGGCCGAUGAAGUGUAAUGUCGUGUAAUCACCUUUCUGUACCAUAUAUAUUUUUUUCCCCCCGAUAGGAAGGAAUACCAUAGAAACACCUCUUCCGUUGCGGCGCGGACGGCGUCUCUCCAUCCUCGGCCCGAUCCCUCCUUUUCUCGUCUUUCUUUGGACUCCCGGACCCAAACGUUGCUGGGUCCAGCAAACCGCCACGGCCAGUACCGCCCCGCGACGUCCCACUUGCUUUUCCGACGCCGCCUCUCCGGUCUCGGCAGCGCUGCUAAUUCACCGCGCUCCCAUCGGCGGCGGCGGGAGGCGGCGGCGGUCACCGCCGCGGCACCGAGCGUCGGUUCGGCUUCGCCGUGGAGCCGGGGGGGCCGCUCUGCCGCCCAAGUGCCUUGCUCUCGGGGUGACUCGGAGCCCCCGCCGGCCUCGGCAGUGCGGCGACGGCUUUGCCGUCGUUUUGCCGGCAAAAGACCCUUCGACACGUCGCUGCCCCUGGGAGCGGCGGGGGUCGCGGCGGGGGGAUUUGGCGUUGCUCGGGUGGGAGGCCUGAACUAGAACUGCGUAAACUGGGGCGAAUACGACCUUGGGGUGGUUUUGGGGGUUUUUUUUUAGCUGUUGUUUCUUGCUCGUGGGAUCAGCGAGCGCCUUUCUGCCACGACUAACCGGGGGACUGAAAGCUGCUUCCUGGCGAUGGCUCGCGCGGCCACCGCGGCUCUCGGCGGGAUCGGGGGGACUCUGACCCUCCUCGACGGGGCCGAUCCUCGGCGAAGCGGGGGACGGGGGGGGAUGGAGGAAUCUGUAUGACUGGCAAAAAUAUUAAUAAAUCAUCUGUCAUAGCAACAGCCAAACUA